AUGACGUCCCGCGAAGAAACCGUCCUUGCUCCCACCGAUGGCUCCAUCACCGAUGAGAACGAUUGGUGGGAGUUCAGCCUGACGGAGGUGAAGGUCAUGAAGCCUGGGAAAAAGCACUAUGCGAAUCUACUCGAUGCCACAGAACAGAACCCUGUGCAGGUGAUCGGUAGCUUGGAACCGCUUCCUGAGACACAUGAACACUUGUUGCUCAAACCCGACAACCCUCCCAAGCGCAUUAUCAUCGACGAAGUCACACAUUAUGCCUACGGUCAAACCGAGGAUAAGAGUAUCGAGCUGUGGGUUGCUGGCAAGGCGGGUUGGUACAAUGUCAUCUCCCCGGCCAAGGGCUUCCAACCCACAUACAAUCGCAUGGUUCAGGCCAUUGACUUGCUUUAUUUCCUGGUUGACAAACACCAACAUGGCAAAAAACAACUCAAUCCUUCUUUCCGAAAUCUGUGUGAACAGUACACCUAUCAUUCAUAUGGCUCGUGUGAAACUCGAGAAGAAUCAGCUGAGGUGUUUGCGUUGCACGCCGCCUUCUUGCUGCGCUGCAUGAUACAAGGUGAUGCAGAUGUAGACUGGAUGAGGACCAGUGUUUUCGUACACUUACGACGUCAAUUUAACGACGAUUAUAAUCGACUUAUGGAGGAGCUCUUGCCCUCACCUGACGAGAGUGAAGCCAAGGAUGAACCUGAAGUCACCACCCCAAGACAUGAACCAGCUGCCGUUUCAAAGUCACAAACGGAUGCGAUCUACCGACUCAUUAGGGACCUCAAAGAAGAGGGUCAUUUGGCAAAACGUCGACUGCACCUUGACCUUCUAACCGAACGCCUGGCCGACCGCUUUUCGUUUAGUAAUGAUGACGCCCGAAAGAUCAUAGCUAUCCGGGCUAGUGAGGUGGUAGAACUGAUGGAUGAUGAAGAUGAUAUCCCUGGCUUCAAGUGGUCCCGCUAUGUGAUUCAUCGCGAGCUCACUAAUGCCGCUUCAAAGUCUGCACCUCUACCGCGUGCACUCCUCACCCCUCUUCAUUUGGCUGAUGAAUCAAGCGACGAUGAACGCUUUGGUCGAACUCAGAAAUCGGUGCUCCGCCCAAAGGUCUUUGCCGUCUCUAACAAAGCCACUGGAAAGCGAAAUCGCAUGGUCCCAAGUGUCCAGCCAGCAUCUGAAUACAGCGAUGAUGAUGAACAGGAGGACACGGAUGAGAUGGAAGACAUACAAAAUAUAGAAACACCCAGCAAAGUGCGAGGUCACGAACUGAUCCGGGAUCCACUUUCAGCCACAAAGCCUCGGGCUCGUUCCUUCCUUUCUGCGUCUUCUAGUGGCGCCGGCUCUUCUUUGAUGAAGAGUCUAUUCAAAGACAAACUCCAAACUCCUUCGAUAUCCUCAUCAACCACACACAAAGUCUCGUCCCCAGAGCCAGGGCCAACGUCAACACAAGAUACCCCACGCGGUAGCGAAGAACCCCCAACAUAUCUACCCGGUCCAUGGGCCUGUCGCAUGCCCGGCUGCACCACGGUCUUUUCAAUGCCUGACGGAGAUGAACGCAGACAACUAAUUGGAACUCACGCUGGCGAACAUGACUGGGAAACUCAAAUGAAGAUAGAGCUGAUGGAACAGGAGAAGCGCAUGCAUUCUUCUUUGCCUGUCAGUAACCUCAUGCAGUAUGUCCUCGACCAGCAUGUGCAAACAAUGCGCAGCGCUUUCCCAGAGUUCUAUACUGCACCCAAGCAAAAUGGCAUUGCCGAAGACCAGGAUGGCAUGGGUGGUGAGGAAUCAAUCCCAGAGACAGAGCAGCCUGAUCUUGAAUUUAACGAGGACGAUCAAGAUCAAGAUGAGGAAGAUGACGAGCUGGAGGAUCUUGCAAAUGGUCAUUCUUGA
Molecule: messenger RNA, 1878 nt
Organism: Penicillium salamii
Lineage: Eukaryota; Fungi; Ascomycota; Eurotiomycetes; Eurotiales; Aspergillaceae
Source: the annotation of a GenBank genome assembly